Clonostachys solani is the source of this 2409-nucleotide messenger RNA. Lineage: Eukaryota; Fungi; Ascomycota; Sordariomycetes; Hypocreales; Bionectriaceae. The record is from the annotation of a GenBank genome assembly.
AUGGAGACCAACGAGUCUUCCAACCGCCCUUCAAGUCCAGGGCUGACACUGCCCCGAGGUGGUUAUCCUACAAAAUAUGUACAUCGCCCGAGCUUUGAUGGCCAUCAGCCAAGCGGCGAACCGGCCAAUCCAUUUGUGAAACCUUAUGGCACCCCCGAGAUAGAGUCCAUGAAUACGGUCUUGUACGCAAACCUUACCCUCAACCAGGGUGAUACGCUUGUAUAUGUCGACAUCCCCUCCUUGCCUGAGGACCAGCGCAAGAAGACUACUUGCGGCGGCAUCUUGCCUGCAUCACAGCACUUUUUGGUUCACUCAAGCAAUCUUUUUGCCCUCUUAGACUCCAAGUUUCCGCAAAUGCUGGACAAUGCCAUCUACCAAGCCCGUGUAAAGCGGCGCAGAAAACCAACAGAGGACUUGCUCAAGGGCGUCAAGUAUCUUCUGGACCUUACACCUCCCGUCGAGGGCGACGACUUGGUUUUCCAGAUCUCCGAGUUAUCACUCACACCAGGAAUCAUCAAGUGGUGGAGCGCGAAAGCACUAUUCGCCAUUGAGCAAGACUUAGUCACUGGUCAUGACGAUGUUUGCUCUUGCUCGUCCGACACCCCCUCUUCCCAAGACUCUAUACCUGUUCCGUCCCCUACAUUGGAAAUUUCCCGAGACCCGUCCCAGAAGUUUGACGAUGGCACUUCCCCUACCUUUGUGCAGAAUAUACCCCAGAAGAUGAUCUCAGUCACCAUACCCCCGCGCGUCAGCGACGUGAAGCUUCUACAAGAGAAGGGGCAAGAUACGCUCAUGAACGCUCCCCCCCAUUACCAGAUCCCCGACUACUGUGUCAUUCGUCAUUGCCACAGCAUAAUUCGUUUCAUGUUGAUGAUCGAGGGUGUAAAUGUCAACUUGAACUCGGCAGCCCGUGUAUGGUCGAUGGUAGCAAUCAGCAAGAUCUUUGAAGCACCAUCUGUGAUUCGCGAUCAAGUUGCUACCUGGAUCAUGUCAAACACUACGUUUGUUGAAGUCCUACCCGAAGAGGCUUUUAGAAUCGGCUAUAGGCUCCAGCUACCAGACAUCACCCAGGCAGCAUUCCGGAUCCUCGUCAAUGAACUCGCACUUGAAGAGGCUGCCUACGACUUUGAACCUGGUAAGCCCCGCCGCCAGGUGUCGGUAUUCGGAAGACGGCUUGGCAGCCCCGAUGACGAGACAGUCAAUGUCAUCCAGCAUGCAGCUCGUGCUUUCAUUGAUAGGAUCGUGAAACAACACAACGAAACCGUUGCUCCAUCUCUGUUCGAUAGGCUCGAACUGGCGGAAUGGGACAAACUGAAAAAUCUUGAACGUGCUCUUGAGCAAGAGGAAGACGACUCGUUUGUUACAAUCCUGGCGAAACUUCGUUCACUUAUGAGAGAGAUACAAAUUUCAAUCACAAACAACUUGGAUUCGGCAUUGAACAGGUGCGUUGAUGGCUAUGGGGAUUAUUGUCAUCUUGACAAAGAUCGCGUCUUGUACACCGAGCCAAAGGAUUUCGAGCCUUUACGAGAGAUUUUCCUGAGAUUCAACGUGACCCAAAGACUUCUUUGCCCCAUUGUUUCCACUACGAUUGGAAGUGACUUGGCGAGUAUCACCAAUGAUGUAUACUUCAAACAGGGGAUAGAGUCUUUGAAACGAGAGUUGCAGGUCGCAGUCGCUCGGGCCCCAUACCUCCACGAUUUCUCCUCAUGGGGGUCUAUUCUUGAGCGGAUGGCUGAGAAUCCGCUCAUCAACCAGCGCUACAUAGUGAGCGAGCCCUUCUUCAACAUGGGAAACCUCCACAUAGACCUCGUUGAUCAAUUAUCAAUUACCGAGACUUGGGACCGGAUCAAACAUGGGUUCCAGUUUGCCAUGCCUUUGACUCGCCACAUGCUUCUAACCCUCACCCAUAACGAGAUGAAAUAUCUCCCCUUGUGGGCGGGCGGAAAUGAUGAUGGCACGGGUGGUGUAUUUGAGGACUUCCUCCCGCCUGCCGAGAUGGGGCCGAAUGGGCCUGGUCCAGCCUACCACACUGGCCAGACCCUACCAUCAGACGCAUCCAGUAUCUCCGGUUCGUUGAUGGACGAGAUCGAGGCCAUGAGAAUCACCGGAAGCACAGCAGCCGGAAGUUCGGUCGCUCGGUCGAUAGAUGUACAGGAUGGUAUCUCGACGGUGUACCGCCCAGACCGCGUUAUUGCCCUCGGGUCUUCCAUUGCUUCUGAAAGCUUUGAUGACGGUGCUUCUGAAUUCGAAAGGGCUGCAUUGGCGGUACCUGCAGCUCACCAAGACAUCACAAGCCUAGACGAUGUGGAUAUGUCGGAUAGCAUGUCCGACGCAACCAUUACAUCCUUCGGGGAUGAUUUCGACGAUGAUUUCGACAACGACUCCGCGUUCCAGGAAUUCAUGGAGUGA